AUGCCCCCAACCCCUCGUCCCUACAUGUGCUUGAACACUCUCCCUGUGUUCAAGGCUAUGUAUUCCCUUUUCCUACUCUCAUGUUUAUAUCAAGAUCUUUCAAAUGUGGCAAAUGAGGGACUUCUGAAGGAACGUUUCUUUUGGGUUCCCUCUUUGGGAGACCCAACUACAAUUGCUGCUCGACAAAACGGAUCUGGAAUUUUUUGGCUCAUUCCAUUUGUGGUAAAGACGGUCAUCCGCAAUUGGGUUGGCAUGGCACUGCAGUGUACCUUGUUUUACCAGUCCUCCUUGUUAUUUCUUAGACCAAGUUUUUUAAUUUUCUUCUCCUUUGAUUUCUUUCCAAAUUUGUGCUCUGAACUGUCUUGUUGGCAGACCAAUGAUCUGAGUCGAAAGAACGCGCUUCUUGUCUUUAAGUUUCUUCCUUUCAUGAUUAGCUACUUUCCCUUGUCUGUCCCAUCGGGGUUGUCAAUUUACUGGUUAGUUUUCAAGUACAAAUAUAAUCUAUUAUUGUUGUAUUCAACAUCAGUGUCUCAAGUUUCUCUCCUGUAUAGUUUGUCUGUUCACAAACAAUGUGCUGAGCACAGCGUAGCAAGUAUAGUUACACAAAUUGGUGCAGGUUGUCAAAACGAUCAGCUUCUCAGACAGAACGAACUGGCGACGGGUUGGUUUAGACAGUUAAGAGGAGAAGAGAAUAAGAAAAAAUUCAGUAAGACGCUGCCUGCAGAACAGGUUCAGACUAUGUUAUCUGCAUCUGAUUCUGAAGAAGGUUCAGAUGAAGAGACUCAGUCAAAGGAUAAGGAGGUUCUGGAGGAGGCAUAUGCUUUAAGCAGUAGUAAAUCGGUUCCAGAUUAUUCUGGCCCAAGGAGGUCUAAGCGAUCAAAGCGGAAGCAUCCGGUAUGA
This is a messenger RNA of Ilex paraguariensis (yerba mate), 900 nucleotides long. The record is from the annotation of a GenBank genome assembly. Lineage: Eukaryota; Viridiplantae; Streptophyta; Magnoliopsida; Aquifoliales; Aquifoliaceae.